CCUGACACGAGUGGGGCAAGAAUACGAUUGUACUUUUUGGAGGUCUUGCAGGGUGACUUGGCUUUAGCCCGUCGCUGGAGUUGGGGAUCAGCGGUUCUCGGGUACCUCUACCAUAACUUGUGCAACGGCGCGAUGUGGGAAACCAAACAAGUUGGCGGUUGUAUGCACUUGUUACAGAUUUGGGCUUGGUCGAGGAUUUCGAUGGUCCGUCCCUCAGCACUUCAGGUCAUUCAACAUGGCCAUCUUCCAUAUGGGUGCAAGUGGAUCGUCCCCAAGUCAUAUAAGGGAUCCCCAAGACAUUGCAUACGCUUGUACCGGGAUGACCUAGACCGCAUGACUGAGAGUCAGUUGAUUUCACUCCCUACGCGUCCGAGAUGCUCCCGCCUCUCAUCCUUAAUGAUGCUCCGCUUUGGUCGGCUAGAGUCAUGCUCAUAUUUUGCAAUAUGGCCGAAAUGCAUUACCCGGAUCGAUUUCUUCGGCAGUUCGGUAUAAGGCAAGACAUUCUGAAUGCUCCUUUGCCGGGUACUGAUCAUCACGGAUCUCGUUCCAACAUAGUGAUCGGUGCCUUGGCGAUGUGGGCGGACAUACAACAUAAUAUAUACGUUCUUGAUUAUGAUCGAUAUAUGUCCCUCGAAGCAACUAAAAGGUACCGAAACUGGUACAAGAAGCAUGGUAUGACACGUGUCCAGAACCCUUCUCACAAUGUGCCCACGACAGGCUACACCCCAACAGCACACGAUUGGGGUAUUGUGAAGCCAAGCGUUCACGGGGUGUAUCAGCUCUUAGCCGAUCGCGCGAGUUAUGAGGAUUGUCAAAAACGAUUACGGCAGAUGGCCCUGGAUGUAGGUGAUGAAGAUAUGCUCCACCGGGGAAUAUUCCACUAUGAAGAUGAAGAUGCAGGUGGAAGUGACGAAGAGGAUGAUUCACAUGAACGUGAAGAUGGGGGUGAGGAUUCACAAGCGCCCCCUCAAUUCUCAACACAGGGUGUCACAUUUGAUCAACCACCCCCUCAAUUCUCAACGCAUCAAGGUGGGUCAUUUGAUCAACCACCGCCGUGUUAUGAUUCUUAUCAGUGGUCCACAUGCACAACCUGAUGAUUAUGUUGAGUCAUUUCUGAAUUCGUCUUUUUACUAUGGAGACACAACGGGGGCUUGGAACACUGGCGGUGGGGAUGGAGCAGGGCCGAGCACGCAACAUUAGAUGUAGUAUUAAAUUUAAUUUUAUAUGUACUGUCUAUUCAUUAAUAAAUUAUAUUGAAAACUACAUUUGUUUUGUUCACUUCCAUUAAAAUUAUAAAAAAAAAUUCACGUAAAA
This is a messenger RNA of Cuscuta epithymum, 1314 nucleotides long. The record is from the annotation of a GenBank genome assembly. Lineage: Eukaryota; Viridiplantae; Streptophyta; Magnoliopsida; Solanales; Convolvulaceae.